This is a messenger RNA of Schistocerca serialis cubense, 3267 nucleotides long. RefSeq names its product proline-rich protein 36-like. The transcript is spliced from 7 exons. The record is from RefSeq and is a predicted model, not a curated record. Bases 1 to 3267 code for a protein of 1088 amino acids. NCBI's taxonomy places the organism in Eukaryota, Metazoa, Arthropoda, Insecta, Orthoptera, Acrididae.
AUGGAUCACUCGAAGCCACGUCAGCAGCAGCAGAGCAAUUGUGAGCAGGGGCAGCAGAAUACACAGCCAUGGAGAACAUCUGAUGCACUGGAGGGGCGGAAAGUAGCAAUGCAGGAGUUGGAAGAAUACGAGCAGGGGACAGCAGCACCUGUGUGCCCAGAUACGACAUCUGGUGGUGAGGGUCAGUUCAAACCAGUAGUGCCAUUGCAGGCACCACCGGCGAUGUCUGAAACCUCCACAUUGCCACCAUUACAAAACACAAAAGCACACCACGUUGUGCUCCAGCCACAGAAAGACCAGCAGAACGGCACAUUGCAACUGUCUCCUGAAGAGUGGCCAACACCCCGAGAGUUGCAGACACGAGGCCGCCGCCGCCGUUCACGACAGGAUCCCAACUCACCACAGCAGCAGCGGUCAGCUACGACAUCUCCCAGAACAGUGCAGCACCACAACAAGGACUCAUCUGUGCUCUGCACACAACAGGAUUCACCUGCUAAGCCAGAGCACCACACGGAAGUGAGUACCACAAAUCAAGAAAACAUGAAUGCUGCUGAUUCAACUGUAAAAACCUUAGAAGUACCAUCCGAUGCUAGCAACCAGAGGGUAGAACAAAAUGAGGAGGGAUGCAAAGAGGAGGGUAUGCCGACUCAAACGUGCAGCACUCCAUCUACCCUCUGUGAAGAGCCUAUUGACGCCUGCCCACAACCCAGCACUGGUCAACAGCAGAUAGAUUACAUACCGUCUUCCGGAGCCUCAACACCGGUACCAAUAGCGAGCGAUUCCAAGCCUGGACCAGACAGUUCCUCACAAUUUCCAACAACUACAAAUUCACCCAGUAAUGCUCUCCCAGAUAAGAACAACCUUCCAGAUAUGGAUUUGUUAUGUGGACUUACUGUCCAUCCAAAUAAAUCAGUUUCAAAUCCAGAACAUUGGAGUACUGAUGUGAACCCAUCAACGUUUCAAUUAUCUGAAGUACCGUAUGAAAGUAUCCAAAAUUAUCCUUAUCCAAAUAAUUUACCACCCACGACCCAAAAAACUGCAUCCACACAUGGAGAAUGUGUUUUGCCAAAUGUUGCAAUGUAUGGAAUCUUUCUGAGACCCAGUGAAGUUUCACCCUAUUACAAUUAUCCCAAUGUACAUAACAACCCUGCAAGGUAUGCCACAUCACCACCAUUUUACUGCCCUCCAUCAUCGCAGAGUACACCGAUGAACUACUAUCCAGCACCACCCUACCAACCGCGGCCAACACAGCAGCAGGGGGGAAAAAUUGUGGAGCCUCAGUUAGCAGUGAAUCAGCAACACCUGUCUGGAUUACAGCAGCAAACGAUGGUGCAAGGCCGACAAGGGGUGUAUCCGCAUCAGACGCCAGAUGGUGACCAAAUACCAGUGCUGCAACAACAUUCACCAGUGGCUCAGCAGCAACAUACGCUCGUGCCACUUCAGUGGACACCGAGCUACCAGACGCCACCUGUGUCCCAGGAAAGAUAUGUGAUGCAGUACCAGCCACCGAGCACACAGUAUGAGCCACAGCAAUUAAUAGCAUCCCAGCAGUACCCACCCCCAACCAUGCAGCAGUACCCACCCCCAACCAUACAGCAGUACCCACCCCCAACCAUGCAGCAGUACCCACCCCCAACCAUGCAGCAGUACCCACCCCCAAACAUGCAGCAGUCCCCACCCCCAACCAUGCAGCAGUCCCCACCCCCAACCAUGCAGCAGUCCCCACCCCCAACCAUGCAGCAGUACCCACCCCCAACCAUGCAGCAGUACCCACCCCCAACCAUGCAGCAGUACCCACCCCCAACCAUGCAGCAGUACCCACCCCCAACCAUGCAGCAGUACCCACCCCCAACCAUGCAGCAGUACCCACCCCCAACCAUGCAGCAGUACCCAACCCCAACCAUGCAGCAGCAACCACAGUUGCAACAGCAUUUUCCACCUACAAAGAAUGAGCAACUGGCAUCUCAGCAUUACCCACCUGCCACCAUCUACCAGCAGCUACCGUUGCAGCAGCAGCAGCAGCAGAAAUUUCCAUGUACAGAAAACGAGCAAGUGCCCUCUCAACAGUUACUGCCAUACCACCAGUACCAAACAGUGUCUCAGCAGCAGAUGCUGCAAAUGAAGUCUCAGGUACCAGUUACCUAUCCAGUGCCAGAAACAUCACAACAGCAGAGUGUGAUCCAGUUACAACAGGGAGUGGAGCAGCAUACGCCACCGGUCUCACGUUUACCGGUUCCUGAGGAUUUGACAGAGGAAAAUCAUCAGAAAAAUGCUGUGGACCAAGAACAAAUGCUACACCCACCACAAAAUCAGAAAUCAAUGACGGACGAGCAGUGUCUACUAUCAACACACAAAGCAUCGCCUGAAGCUGAAGAGUCGCCUGAAGCUGAAGAGAGGCAAGCAGAAGUUCGGGAGACUCACGGACUAGAGAGACCACCUCGCCCGCUGAGGCCUUGGGUGUCAGACGUGGAAGCUGCUAUGAUUCGUGGACAGGCACCGGUCGGGUCACCAGCCCCCGUGGUGUCAGCUACAGCACCUGCCUUACCAAUUCAACCCGACUUCCGGAGACCGCCACCACCCAUCAAAUUUCUGGCCACUGCACAAGGAGUCAAUCAACCCACGAGACCGGCCCCGGCUCAACAGUAUCGUGCGAAUGGUGCCCAUUGGCCAGAACAGUACCAGGUCCCGCCGAGGAUGCUUAAUAAUCCUCACAGGAAACAAAAUUGGACAAAUCCACCACCAGUGGGAAUCCCAUCUCGCCGAGGUCGAGGAGGUUCUCUUAUUAACAGUGUUGGUCGGCCAAUACGGGGGCGUGGAGCCAGACUUCCAGGUUUAAAUGGUAGUGACUCUGAGCAGAGGGUCUCUGGGGUGCAGAACCAGUGCUCUAACAUGAAUGGUCACGGGCAAAUGCCUGAUCCUCUUCCUCACAGCGUCAGGAGUGACGCAGCUGUGACUACAUCAAAUGAGAGUACCCAUUUUGAACAACAACGGAAAAACGAUUCACCAAAGGAGCCAUGCAGCAGUUCCUCAGAACUCCACUGCCAGGAAGAAAAUACCAACACAGAAAUUCUGGGGCAGGACCAACAUGACUCUGCUGUCAAUGUUAACACACAAAAAUGCAUUCAGCUUGCUCAAGGUCGUAGACAACGCAGAGGCACAUAUCGUGGCAGAAAUGCAUUCCAUGUAGGACGAGUUAUAACACCUACACAUACAACUGACAACAUAAAAAGUGACGAAGCAAGAACGCUGAGCAGCUCUGACAGCUGA